UCCCCCGCCUUCCGGCUCCGGCGGCGACGCUCGCUCCAGGCUGCCGCUGCGACCAGUGUCAACGUCCCCUCCAGAGACUCCAUUUGCUCUUGGGGUGGACUGGCCGCAGCGCAGGCAGACGGAGAGCGAUGCCCCCCGCCCGCGGACUGGCGUCCUCUGGGCCGAGCAGCAGCUCGCUCGCCGGCUGGCUGCGGCGGUGACACCCGGUCACCAGCGUCCACGGACGAACCCGGGCUCCCUCCGCGUGAGCGAAGACGUCCCGCGCUCCAGAGCUCGCCCUUCAGGGAGAGGCCCUCGCUUACACGACUUCACUCUGAUCUCUUAAUUUCAGGAGGUUUCGGAGGCUCCGAGUACCUCUACAGCCCCCCCCCCCCAAAGGGACUGCAGUACUUCUGUUGGCCCAUCGAGGAUCAUCCUCCACCAGGAUUAUUGUAUAACAUCACCACUGAGCCUUCCACCCCAUACCCUCUACCAUGAGUCCUGAUUUCCACCAGUGAAGUUUUGUUAUGUUUUCUUAAAUCAUGUAACACCACUUAUUGUCUACCCUUUUUCCUUUCCAGUUGUUAAAUACAUUAGGUAUGAGUUUGUGUCUGUUAACGUACAAAGUUUUCUGCUUGUCCACUUUCGCCUUAUUUGCACCGCUCACUUCUAUCCAGCCUACUUUACCUUGCUUGCUUAUGAUUGCCAUAACUACUCACUUGGCAUAACCUGUAAUAUCCCUUGUCCGGAAGAGGCAGCAUUCCAUACAAUGCGCUUCCUGAAAGGGAACAGUCAGGGAAUGGGUUUUCCUAGUAUAUUUUCCUAUAUGUCAGGUAUGCAAGUUCUCUGUUAAACUCUUUAUUCUCCAGCACAUUUCUCAAAAUACUCCCAACUGAACCUUAGUCCUUAAGCAAAUAACUUCACCUGUAAUGGUGGCAUGAAGAAUUGAGUAUGCAAUAAGACUGUUUUUGAGACCUUACUGGUACAGUAUUGGGUGCAGUCUCCACUGAAAUUGUAGUUCAUGAAAAGACCUUAAACUGAAUGAGAAGGAAGAAAGAUAGAAGGAGCUAGUUCUUGUUGAAGGAAUUUGUAAGUUUUAAAACAGCAAAGUGAAAGUCACAGAGGCCUUGCCUGGAAAUUGGCCAGCACACUAUCCAUCUAGGCCCUAGGGGGCAGGAGGGACUUUAAAAUCCCCUUUUCUAAUCUCAUUGUGUUUAAGUCUAAGUUGUUAAAUAUCUUGUUCUAGUAAUUGCCUAAAAUAUUGGACAUUAUAAUGUUGGGGAAACGUAAGCGUGUGGUAUUGACAAUUAAGGACAAGCUUGACAUUAUUAAGAAACUUGAGGAGGGCAUCUCUUUCAAAAAACUUUCUGUGGUGUAUGGAAUUGGUGAAUCCACAGUUCGGGAUAUUAAAAAGAACAAAGAAAGGAUAAUAAACUAUGCAAACAGUUCAGAUCCUACAAGCGGGGUAUCCAAACGUAAAUCUAUGAAGUCAUCAACAUAUGAGGAACUUGAUAGAGUUAUGAUAGAGUGGUUUAACCAACAGAAAACAGAUGGAAUUCCAGUGUCUGGAACAAUUUGUGCAAAGCAAGCCAAAUUCUUUUUUGAUGCUCUAGGGAUGGAAGGUGAUUUUAAUGCAUCAUCUGGCUGGCUAACUCGAUUUAAGCAGCGCCAUGGUAUUCCCAAGGCUGCUGGUAAAGGAACAAAAUUAAAAGGAGAUGAAACUGCUGCCAGUGAAUUUUGUGGUAACUUUCAGGAAUUUGUUGAAAGAGAGAAUCUACAACCAGAGCAAAUUUAUGGUGCUGAUCAAACUGGAUUGUUCUGGAAAUGUUUACCUCCCAGGACAUUAGUUCUUGAACCUGAGCAAAGUACUUCUGGUUAUAGGUCAAGCAGAGAGAGAAUCAUUAUUAUGUGUUGUGCAAAUGCCACAGGUUUACACAAACUUAAUCUUUGUGUUGUGGGAAAGGCGAAAAAACCCCGUGCGUUCAAAGGAGCUGACCUUUCAAACCUUCCUGUCACUUAUUUCAGUCAAAAAAGUGCAUGGAUAGAAUAUUCUGUUUUCAGACAGUGGUUUGAAAAAUACUUUGUGCCACAGGUACAAAAGCAUUUGAAAUCCAAGGGGCUUCUAGAAAAAGCAGUGCUGCUUUUGGAUUUUCCUCCAGCACAUCCAAAUGAAGAAUUGUUGAGUUCAGAUGAUGGUAGAAUAAUUGUCAAAUAUCUGCCACCAAAUGUCACAAGUCUGAUUCAACCUAUGAGCCAGGGAAUUCUAGCCACGGUAAAAAGAUACUACCGAGCAGGGCUUCUCCAGAAAUACAUGGAUGAAGGAAUUGAUCCAAAAAUGUUUUGGAAGAACUUGACAGUAUUGGAUGCAAUUUAUGAAGUAUCAAGAGCUUGGAACAUGGUAAAAUCAAGUACCAUAACCAAAGCUUGGAAAAAACUUUUCCCUGGAAAUGAAGAGAAUUCAGGUAUGAACAUUGAUGAAGGAGCCAUUUUAGCAGCUAAUUUGGCGACAGUUUUACAGAAUACAGAAGACUGUGAACAUGUUAAUAUUGAGAAUAUUGAUCAGUGGUUUGACUCUCAGAGUAAUAACUCAAGCUGUCAGGUGCUAACUGACAGUGAAGGUGCUGAGGACCAGUCCAAGCCUGCCGAGCAAAGGCCUGCUAACAAAACUAGAAAAACAGAAAUGAAUCCAGAGAAGCACAUUAGCCAUAAAGCAGCACUUGAAUGGACUGAAAAUUUACUGGAUUAUCUAGAACAACAAGAUGACAUGCUUCUGUCUGAUAAACUGGUAUUACGGAGGCUUCGAACAAUAAUAAGAAGAAAACAGAAGAUCCAAAAUAACAAAAAUCAUUAAUAAUGCUCGUAAGGGUUUCAGUGUAUUUGAAUCUUCAUGACUCUAUCUGCAGCAGAGCUUAUCUUGCUUGAAGUGCUAUGGAUUUCAAGGCCAAAUUUUAUAAAUAAUUUUAGGACUAAGAUGCUAUUUUGGAUAAAUUACUGCUCAUUAAUGUCAAUUCUAGUAAGUGAGCAUUGACAUGUAACUUGUCUGUCUUUGUUUCUAAUCUGUAUUAUAGCAAUUAGAUCAUAAGGUUCCUGAAGCCAGGGCUCUUGUGUCUGUUUUGUGCCUGAAUUUCGCUGUGUCUAAUAGAGGACCAUGCACACUAUAGGCAAUCAAUAAAUCUAAAUUAAAUUGAUUUUUAUGACUUUCUAUGA
This is a messenger RNA of Artibeus jamaicensis (Jamaican fruit-eating bat), 3186 nucleotides long. RefSeq names its product tigger transposable element derived 2 (gene TIGD2). Gene Ontology annotation, molecular function: DNA binding. NCBI's taxonomy places the organism in Eukaryota, Metazoa, Chordata, Mammalia, Chiroptera, Phyllostomidae. Bases 1253 to 2830 code for a protein of 525 amino acids. Gene Ontology annotation, cellular component: nucleus. The record is from RefSeq and is a predicted model, not a curated record. The transcript has 2 exons.